UAAAGCCCACCUACCCACCAUCGAACCCAACCGAUCCCCACGACCCACCCCAUCAUCUCCAUCACCGAUCUGGCGCCGCCCCCUCACCCCGGGCAGGAAGCUCCACCACCCCCAACCACCGCCGCUGCCGCCGCCCGAAACGCGCCUCCACACCCAAUCGGCGCCGCCACCAUCCCUCGUCGCGGAUUGCGCCGCCAGCACCGUCUCUUGCCCCGGAUCGGGCCGCCUCCAUCGCCCCUUGCCCCUCACUGCUGCCACCGUCGCUCGUCCCUCCCGGAUCGGGCCGCCUCCACCGUGCCUCGCUGCGGAUCGCGCCGCCAAGUCCGUCCCUUGCCCCAGAUCAGGUUACCUCCAUGAGCACAAACUUGCUCCACCUGCUGCCGCGACCUUCCUCCAACUGUCACCAUGACCUUCUUCCCUCCACAGCCAGAUGCCGCUGGCGACAGGCCCCCACAACCUCCAACCCCUGCUACGGCCCACCCCCACCAUCCUCUGUGCUUCUUCCCCGACAUCGCAACCAGGGCACCAACCCACCGGUUCCUAUCAUGGCACUGGAGACUCUCAUCCGUGCUUCUUCCCCGCCGCUGCAUCCAAACAUGUCCAACCACCACCGCUGCCCGUGGAAGAAGAGCAUCUACCGCCGCCGCAAGAUCGACUGGAGGUCAGAGAGAUCUGCCAGAGUGGUGGAGACAGGGGUGGAGCUCAGGACUAGGGAGGAGGUGCAUCACGGUGGCGCUGUAAGAAGGUUGUCGCCCAAGAACAGGGCCGGCACGGGGACCUUUUUUGUACUCAAAUGUGUCGAUGCAUUUCUGUGUCAAAAUGUCACAGUGAAAAGCUUUUUUGGUGUUGUGUGACGAAGAAGACAGAGCACAAAAACAUGAAACAUGGAUGAAGUUCAGAGAUAUAUAUGAUAGGGGUUCAAGGUGAUGUUGUAUGGCGCUAAUUAUCUUAUUCCCCCAACAAAAGGUUCUGAAAGUGUACAAGAAAGAAUGG
Molecule: messenger RNA, 993 nt
Organism: Triticum dicoccoides
Lineage: Eukaryota; Viridiplantae; Streptophyta; Magnoliopsida; Poales; Poaceae
Exons: 2
Coding region: 354-854 (166 amino acids)
Source: RefSeq, a predicted model, not a curated record